AUGGUUUAAUUAAUUAUUGGCAAAACUUAUGACUCCCCUUUAAAUAUAAAUAAUUAUUAUUCAAAGACUCGAUGUCAUCGUUCAUAGAAAUAAAAUCAAUCAAUUUCGAUUGAAUAAGUUAACCUAGUAGGUCAUUCUUCGUUUCUCAAAACGUUGCCCGUGAAUGUUGUUAUAAAUAUUAAAUCGAUCGACAUUUUUACACUUUGAUGAUUUUCCCAUAACGUCGUCGGUCGUAACCUCUUACGUUCUAUGUAUCAGGGUCGUUCGAGUUUAUUUUCUAUUUUAUUCAUAUCUCAAAAGUAAAUGGAUUCUUUUGUUUGUCAAACAGAAGUAUUUCCUCGACGAAUUUUCUUUCCACAUAUUUAUAUUUCUAUUUCGACAUACAUAUUUCGUGUAUUAUUAAGAUGGAUUUUUGAUAUUACGCGUAAAACUGAAAUGUGAAUAUUUAAAUUCUGAGAAUAAUUUCUUUUGAGAUCAUUAUCUUGUUAGAUUGUAAUAGUAUAAAUUCCGAUAAAAAUCCGAAUAAGUAAUCAUUUGGAUAUUGGGCAAAAAGUUUGAAGAUUCGUUUGAAAAAGCUAAGAAGCUAUGUAAUUGACGAUGAUUGGCACAGGUUGACCGCAUAUCUCUGUAGUAACCGUUAAUCGGCUUGUCAUACUCCUUUAAAUGGCUGAAACCGCGGAGAAAUCCGAGACUUUGAAGAUUUCUCGGCGAAAUGCCAAGUUAUGUUCUUUUUUAAAUUGGCUUCUGGGCACCCUUAUGAAUGAAAAACGAUUCCUUUAUCACACAUUUAAAACUUUUAACAUACAUGUUGAAUUCUAAUCUUAUCGAGGAUCGUUCGUACAAAAUAAAGAUUAAUUUAAUACUAAUUCGAACGAACUUAUAUAUGUCUAAAACGUUUCCAAUAAUUAGAAUUAAUUCGAAUGAACGUAUAUGAAUAUCUACAAAGUUUUGAAUCGUUUGGGAAUAAAAUUAAUUAAGAUAAAUAAGUAUGUAUGUUAAUGAAAAUAAAUAAAAAUUAAUGGAUAGUUUAAAUUAAUUUAUAAACAUGUUUGAAAUAUUUUCUAAUUCAAGAAAUAUAUAAUAAUUUGUAACAGCCCUAAUCGCGAACUUAUAAAUCUUAUUAUUAGUUGCAUAAGCGUUCGUUUUACGCGAUUACAUCGAAUAAACUAUGCAUUUUUUUUUGCAUAUUUGCAUUUUCCUAUAGUAACCACACACCUAAAAGAAGCCCUUUAAAAGUAUCUUUCUGUUGUAUAGUCGUAUAUCAUAAACGUUGUCGGAGUACCGUAUUCUUAUAAAAUAUAGAAUAACCGUAAUUUCCAUCGAGACCAUCGUUUUGUCUACCAUCGCCAUAAUCGAAAAACUUUCACCCCAUGCUGAUGUAGAUCUUUAAGAUCGUAACUAAGAACGAUUAGAAAACUUUUAGCAAUACUUUCGAAGAACUCGUUUGUAGAUUUAAUUAGAAACGAAUUCGAUUGAAUCUAUAUAAAUUCGAAAUUCGAAUUGGAAAUUCUUUGAAAAGAAAAAAAGGAUAGGAAAAAAGGAUUUCUUUUUCUCAGAUUAUCUCAUUCGAUAAGAGCUUAACUAUUGUAAAAUUGGACUAGUGUUAAAUCCAAAAAAAAAAGCAAAAAAAAAAAAAAAGAAAGAAAGAAAGAAAGAAAAGGAAAGAACAAGAAAAAUACUUUUGGUAGAUAUAAUAAAUCAUAAUUAUCGAAUUAGAAUAGUUUGACACCAGAUAUCAGUUUCUUAUAUUUGAAGUAGGGUAUCCCAGGUUGUAAUAGGCUUACUUUUGUUUUGCUUCACCGUCAACAGUAACGACACGUUAUACUGAAGUGACAAGCAGUGGCUAGCUGAUUAGUCAUGAGUAUGCUACGAAAGUGGUCAGUGUGCUUUCGAAGUUUGCUCGGUAACGAUCGGUAAUCUUCGUCUAUAAAAUUUGGUAUGUUUUAUGACUGAAAGUAUCAUAGACAAAGCACAAAUAAUUAAAAUGCGUGACAGGAUAUCAUUGAUAUAUAUACAUAUAUAUGUAUAUAUGUAUAUAUGUACGUUUGUAUAUAUAUACAUAUAUAUAUUUAUAUACAUAUCGUGAAGUGUAGUGUCAUUGGUCGAGAAUAAAUGUGAGCAUAUUAAAUAUGUUGUUGACGUUGUGAUAUGGGUAUUGGAAAUUUAAUAGUCGAUUCACUGCUCCUUUUCGUUGUCAGCAAUACUAUACUUCGAAUGCUCGGUAUCUGUCAUACCUGCUCCCCAUAUGCAACAAUUAUCACAUUCUUCGUGGUCUGUAUACUUUAUCUUUCGUUCAAAGAAGCCAAACAAAGGAUUACAUUUGUGUCAAGGAAACAAAUCUGGAAGGGUUGUAGAAAGAAUGCUUGUGUACCUAUUCCGGAGUCUUGUGCUGUUAGUCGAACUAAGAGGUGUAAAAUAUGAAGUAGAUGUGAUGACGAUGUGGCUGGACGAAUUAUUGCUCACGUUUGUGCUACUACCAGGUGGGCAGGGUUCGGGUCCUCCUUUUCAACGACAUAAAAAGCGAUCGCUGCCGAAACUCAGCAGCCAGGACGAGGAUGGGCCGAACCCUCACACCCAAUACACAGGCGUCACGCACUUCGAGCCCAUACCGCACGAUCAUGACUUUUGUGAGAGGGUCGUCAUCAACGUGAGUGGAUUACGGUUUGAGACACAACUGCGCACGCUAAACCAGUUUCCGGACACGCUGCUUGGCGAUCCGGCAAGGCGGCUUCGAUAUUUCGAUCCGCUUCGCAACGAAUACUUCUUCGACCGGAAUCGGCCUUCCUUCGAUGCGAUACUUUACUAUUAUCAAAGCGGUGGUCGACUUCGCCGACCAGUCAACGUUCCCCUCGAUGUUUUCUCCGAGGAGAUCAAAUUUUACGAACUGGGCGAACUUGCCACCAAUAAGUUCAGGGAGGACGAGGGCUUCAUCAAAGAGGAGGAGAAGCCGCUGCCGUCGCACGAGUUCCAGAAGAAGGUCUGGUUGCUGUUCGAGUACCCGGAGAGCUCUCAGGGAGCCCGGGUGGUCGCCAUAAUCUCCGUGUUCGUGAUUCUCCUCUCGAUCGUAAUCUUCUGCCUAGAGACCCUGCCAGAGUUUAAGCAUUAUAGGGUCUUUAACACGACGACGAACGGCACGAAGAUCGAGGAGGACGAAGUGCCGGACAUAACGGACCCGUUCUUCCUAAUAGAGACUAUUUGUAUCAUCUGGUUCACGUUCGAGUUAUCGGUGCGCUUCCUCGCCUGUCCAAAUAAAUUUAACUUCUUCCGUGACGUAAUGAACAUCAUCGACAUCAUCGCGAUCAUUCCUUAUUUCAUCACCCUCGCCACGGUAGUGACCGAGGAAGAGGACACGCUUAAUCUACCAAAGGCACCGGUUAGCCCUCAGGACAAGAGCACGAAUCAAGCGAUGUCUCUGGCGAUUCUAAGAGUCAUCAGGCUUGUCAGGGUGUUCCGGAUAUUCAAGCUGUCCAGGCACAGUAAAGGCCUCCAGAUACUUGGCCGUACUCUGAAGGCCUCUAUGAGGGAGCUCGGUCUGCUCAUCUUUUUCCUUUUUAUCGGUGUGGUGCUAUUUUCAUCGGCGGUAUACUUCGCGGAGGCCGGCUCCGAGAAUUCGUUCUUCAAGUCCAUUCCGGACGCGUUCUGGUGGGCCGUUGUCACGAUGACGACCGUGGGCUAUGGUGACAUGACGCCCGUGGGAGUCUGGGGGAAAAUCGUGGGUUCCCUUUGUGCGAUCGCGGGUGUCUUGACGAUCGCGUUACCCGUCCCCGUCAUCGUCUCCAACUUCAACUACUUCUAUCACCGUGAGACUGACCAGGAAGAGAUGCAGUCACAGAACUUCAAUCAUGUGACUAGCUGUCCGUAUCUCCCUGGCACGCUAGGUCAGCACAUGAAGAAGAGCUCGAUGUCGGAGUCGUCGUCGGAUAUAAUGGAGCUGGAAGAAGGCAUUCUGGUGACGCAUUCAGAAAUUACGAAGAAGCCCAACUGCAACCCUCGCCACAAUAAUAAUAUUAAUCCAGCCUGCAUGAGCAUCGAGACUGACGUCUGACUACUAGUGAAGGAGACGGUGGCAGCGUGGUGGCCGGUGUUGGGACAGUUGUCAAAGAGCAGCUGUAACUCCCUACGGUGCCUAACGUAGACCUCCUUCAUAUACAUACACACACACAAAAAAAAAAAAAAACAAAAACAAAACAAAAAUCCGUCGUGCCGCGCGCAUGCGCGCAGGCGAACACGCGAGACGUGUUGCGCAGCGCGCGUGGCGCGCUCGAUGUUCGAUCGUGCGCACGCGCGUACGGUCUAUGUCCAGUCUGUCAAUACGAGGGGUGCUUCCAGUCCAAUUGCCAUUGAAAAGAGAAACGAAAGAAGAAAAAGAAAAAUAUAAAGAAAGGUAUAGGAGGAAGAGUAGAGGCGAAUGAAGAGAAGAGACGGUACGAGACGAGACGAGAUCAGACAAACGAAAAGAAAAGAGGAGGAGAUACGAGAAGAGAAGCAAAGAGGAACGACGAGACGAGACGAGAAAAGGAGAGGAGAGGAGUGGAGUGGAGUGGAGUGGAGUGGAGUGGAGUGGAGAAAGGAUCUACGAAUCGUUUGACGACCAAUCGGUACGACAGCGAGCUGACUUCUUCUUCCGUGCGAAGAGAAGUGUGGAAGACGACGACGUGUUCGGGGUAAGAAGAGGAGGACGCUGAGAUAGUGUGCAUCAUCGUCUGAGAAUUUAGGAAGAAAAAUAGUACGGAGGGAAGAGGGGAGGAAAUAUUGCGAGGUGAAAUAGAAAGAAAGGAGAUAGACGAAUAAGAUAAAUAGGCGAGAAUAGAUAAGGAUAGAGAGAUAGAGAGAGAGAGAGAGAGAGAGAGAGAGAGAGAGAGAGAGAGAGAGAGAGAGAGAGAGAGAGAAAGAGUUGUCUGUCUGUGUAUGAAUGUAUGAAUGCAUGCGUGAGAGAGAGAAAGAGAGAGAGAGAGAGGGAGAGAAAGAAAAAGACAGCCGCUUAAAAAGUGUCACGUAACUCGUCAUCAGGCACUUCGGACGAAAGCAUUCCUCGCGCGUGAAUCCACCCCUCACACCACCGACUCCAGUGUUCAAGAUAAAAAAAAAAAAAAAAAAAAAGAAAAAAGAGAAAAAAAAGAGGAAAGAAAGAUAGAAAGGAAUUAUAACGAGGGAGAAAAAAGAUAUAGAUAAGAGAACGAAAGGUGAACGGAAAAGGACUGUUAGAACACAAAAUUUUCUUGCCUGCCUAUCCUUUUUCCCCCUUCGAGCAUCUCCACCAGAACAGCGUCCGAUGAUAUAUGGGGAGAGGCACGGAGAGGGUAAGAGGACGGCUACGGACCAUCGGGAAUUAUAUCGAAUAAAUGCUAAUUGAUUAUUGUCGAAUAUAAUAAUUAAUUGGCAGAUUUGACGCAUGACCGAGGUACGUUAAAAUACGUUUUAUCGAUUAAGUAAGGGUGGACUGGUUAAACGGAGAUUCGAGUGCGGCUGCGGAAAGAGUGGACGUGAAAGGGAGAAAGAAAGUUUGAGUGAAUGAAAGAAAAAGAUAAAACAAAAAAAGGUUAGAAAGAGAGGGGAGUGAGAAAGAGAGAGAGAGAGAGAGAGAGAGAACGAGAGAAUUGAUAGUGGAUUUGGCAAGAAAAAAAAAAGAAAAAGAGGAAAAAAAACGGGCAAAAUAAUUCUAGGGGCAGUGUGUCUAGCGGUGGAAAAACCGUUCUACUCGUUUCUCCAUAUUUUUUACUGAGAGUGACAAAUUCGAAGUACAAGUUCUUCGGCUGUAUCGAUUCAAUUAAUCGCGAUAAAAUGUUUCGAAUGUUAAAUUUCGUUUCUUCGACGGCGAUACUGCAUACUAUCGUACAUGCAUAAUAGAUUAACAUAAAACAUAGUAAACGAUCGCAGGCGUCGAAACGAUAUGGAAUUCACGUUUACGAAUGUGACGUGUGAAACGCAACGUGAUACGAAAUGUUAAAAAAAAAAGAAAAAGAAAAAAAAAUCUUAUGCAGUAUUGCAACGCGUUACAGAGUCCGAUCGGUGAUAUUAUUUGAUACGUGCGUAUCACAGAUUGAACGUCGUUCGAUUAACUUUUAGACAAGUAAAUGGAACAAGACCGUGUAUCGAGAUUAUCUCGAAUGUAUGUACUUUUGGUAUACCAAUAUCGACGAAUCAAUAAAUUUCCAAAUUUCCGAUUGAUGCGUCUAGCAUAAUCGUUAAGACGGUUGCUUCGUCGUAAGGAAAACAAAAAAAAAAAAAAGAAAAAGAAAAAAAAGAAAUACAGAAAAAGCAAAAAAGAAACCAAAAUAAAAGUGAUAACGAAAUUACGAAACAAAGAACAUACGAACGAACGAAGGAAAUAAAAGAAAUAGCAAGGGAACGAUAUAAAAACAAAAAAAGGAAAAAAGAAGAGAGUGAUAGUGAGAAAAAAGAAAAAAAAAAAAAACAGGAUAUUACUCUUGUUCGUGCGUGAGUCCCUAAUCGUUCGAUAUUUAUGCUAAAUCGAUAUUUAGAUAACUAAGCGAUGGGAGAUCCACGGCAAAACUAUUUCGAUGAACCGAAAAAAAGCGAGCAAGAAUAAUGAUGGGAGGGAGGGGAAUGAUGGAACCUCACGGAAAAAAAAAAAAGAAGAAAAAAGAAAUAAAACGAUGCAAAGAAACGACAUUAUCUUCGACGUUUCGCUAUACUUUUUACGGCUCAAAAAAAGGAAGUAACGUCGUGGAAUCGCGAUGACUGCCAUUUUACGAUUAUCUCGCGUAGAUCGUCCGAAUUCAGCCAAUCUCCGAUUACAGAUUACGAUGAUAAUUAGUAGUCCUAUUUUAAAUCCGGAUCCGCAUUUGCAACUCGUAUACCCUCGCGAGCUCUAUUUGCCUUCAUAAGAAAAAAAAAAAAGCAAAAAAGCAAAAAAAAAAGACAAAAAAAAAUUCAACGCCGGUACUAUCGAGCGGUCUGCCGUGACGUCUUACGCGUGCAAACUGCCAAAAACGAGACGAUAAUCGAGAGACAGAAAGAGAGGGAUUAGAGAUGAAGUAAACAGAGUCAAAAAAAAAAAAAAUAAAAGAAAAGAAAAAAGGAAAGAGAACAAAGAUCCAAAGAGUUAGGGAUCUAUUUUUGAGAAAAAUGUAACGUCGUUGAAAUUAAUGAAUAAAGGAUUAAGAUUUGCGAGGAAAAAAAUGUGACACACGAAAUGCAUAUAUUGCACGUGACACGUUCGAUUAGGGCAUACGAGAUUAAUUAGUCGCGUUUCGAUUCCACGGAAAUCAUCGUGCGAAUUAGAAAAAUUUCUUCGCACAUAAACGGAGGACUUUUUUCCGUCCUCGAGAUGUUAAAAAAAAAAGAAAAAGAAGAAAAAAAGCAAACAAACAAGCAAACGAAACAAAAUAAAAUAAAACGAAAAGUAUGAUUUCGGUGGAUCAGAACGUGACUUUGAGCAUCCCGCGCAUCGAUUUUCGAUGUCGAUGAAGAAAAAG
Molecule: messenger RNA, 7439 nt
Organism: Vespa velutina
Lineage: Eukaryota; Metazoa; Arthropoda; Insecta; Hymenoptera; Vespidae
Gene: shaker
Product: potassium voltage-gated channel protein Shaker
Exons: 10
Coding region: 2246-4045 (599 amino acids)
Biological process (GO): potassium ion transmembrane transport; protein homooligomerization
Cellular component (GO): membrane; voltage-gated potassium channel complex
Molecular function (GO): protein binding; delayed rectifier potassium channel activity
Source: RefSeq, a predicted model, not a curated record